Arabidopsis arenosa is the source of this 2412-nucleotide messenger RNA. NCBI's taxonomy places the organism in Eukaryota, Viridiplantae, Streptophyta, Magnoliopsida, Brassicales, Brassicaceae. The record is from the annotation of a GenBank genome assembly.
CAGAUCGGUGAUUGAUCAGAUCGGCGGCGAUGGAUGGUGGCGACGAUAUGGAUUCGCUGUUCGAAGGGAUGGAGCUUAUUACGCCGGUGGCUGAGCUCGCCGGAGAUAACAAGGUAAGCUCACCGCCUCAAUCUGGAGAUAAUGAAACCAAGGCGGCGGAGGCGACACUGAUCACGGCUCUUUCUCAGCCAGAUAUGACGGAGGCUUUGGACGAGAAUCUGUUUUCAGACUUAACGAUUGUGACUCCGGUUCAACACCAACCUGAGCCGAUCGAGGCAGUUACUACUACUCAUCAAUCUCCGGCGAAGAAUUAUGGACGUCAGGUGUCACGGAGGAAGAAAAGAGCAGCUGGAUUAAGAAUUGGAUACGGUAGGCAUGAAACCAACAAUCUCGAGGAAGAUGAAGAUGAUUCCGUUAGUCAACAGUCCGAUUCCGUUAGUCAAGUAUCGGAUUCCGUUAGUCAGGUAUCGGAUUCCGUCGCGCAAGUGAUAGAUUCCGGUAAUCAAUCUUUGGACUCUCCUGUUGUUAGUGUUGUUGUUGGUAAUGGUAGCUCAAGGUUGGAACUAGUCAAGGCUCAGAUCGAAGCGAAGCUAAAUCGAGCUCGUGAAUUGGCUGCUUCGGUUACUUCUGCUCGCAAGAAUGCGAUUAGGAAGAGAAGGCAAGCAUCUGAGAAUCUCAGAUUAGCUUCUACAACUCACGAAGAGCUCGAGAAGCAGCUUGAGGAAGCGAUUGAGGCUGAGGAUUUCGAUGCGGCUGAGAGGAUUAGCGAAAGCCUCGCGGCUAAGGAAAGAGAUAGGCUAGCUCUGUUGGCAUUGCUUCGCCAAGCAGAAUCUGAUUGUGACUCUAUUGAGUCGAAAAUGGAGGAGGUUCUUCUUUCUCAGAUUGCAGCUGAAGAAGAAUCUGCCUCUCUGCUUCGGAGGUUUUGUACGGAUGCUGAGAAUGAUGCUGGAUCGAUUCUGGAGAAGGCGGAAGCUUUUUAUUCAGAUGAAAUGGAGAAAUGGCAUUCUUGUUCUGAAGAUGUGGAGGUUAGAAAAGUUGAGUUGGAUAUAGAAUCUGUUGUUGUUGAUAAUGUUAGGUUGUCGUUGAAUGGUACUCUUGAGGGAUCCGUUGAACAAGAUAUGAAAGAGAAGGAGAUGUUGCGGAAGAAGAAAGAACAUUUGUCAAAUGAACUUGAGGAGCUGCUUGCUCUGGUGAAGGCAAAGGAGAAGGAGAUUGACGAGAACGAUUUGCAAAUAGAGGCAGUCGAGGAAAGAAUUAACAAUGUGGUGACUGGCUACAAGGAAUUGCAAACAAGCAUGGAUAAAAUGUUAAACGAUGCGCAAGCGGGUCUCACCCAGAUUGAUAAGGAAACUGAAGAAUUAUCAAGGAAAAAGAAAGACGUGGACAAGUUCAUGGCAUCUGAGAAGGAGAGAGGAGCCAAACUCCGUGAUCUUGCCCGGGUUUCAGCAGAUGAAGCAUGUGAAUAUGAGGAAGUUAUUAAAUUGCGAAAAGGUCUGAUGUCAUAUGUGUCUAAAACUAGAGAAGAGAGAGCCAAGCUUGUAAAUAUCGAAGAGAAACUUUCUGAGGAAGUACAGAAGCUACAAGAGGAGGUUUCUAGUACCCGAGAGUCACUAAAGGAGCGAUCUUCUAAAAAGUCGAUCAUCCAACAGAAUAUUACAUCUUUUAUGGAUAAAAUUAUGUUCAUAGAGAAAAGGAUGCCGGAGCUUGAAGCAGAGAAGAAAGUUGCCGCAUCAACGAGAAAUUUCAAAGAAGCUGGAAGAAUAGCUGCAGAAGCCAAGUCCUUAAACUUAGAAAAGGAUAAGAUACAGAUGGAGACAGGAAAAGCUAACGCUGAGCUCGAAAAAGCAGAACAUGAGAUUGAAGAAACCAUCAAGAGGCUACAAGAGAUAGAGAGGUUGAUUUUGUCAAAAGAAAGAGAAUUAGCUAUCAGUAGAUUCCAGAGGUUGCGGAUUGACAGUGGCACUGCAAAAGCCGAGAGAUCAGCUGCUCUGGAACUGAGCGACCUCGAAGAAGCUAAGCUUCUACUUGAGGAAGCGCAAGAAGCAGAAUCCGAGGCAGAGAAGCUUAAACUCACAUGCGGUCUCAAAGAAGAGGAAGAAGAAGAAGAAGAAGAAGAGGCAAAAUCUUAUGAAGUUUUUGUCUCGAUGGAACUCAUAGCCACUGUUGGUCUGAAAAAAUUACAAGAAUUGGCGGAAUCUGUUCCAUCUUAACUCUGAAGCUGCUUCAGGUUCAAUCCUAGGGACUACAGGAAUGUCCUGAAUCAUCAAGGAAAAGAACCAAAUGGUUGGUUUUGUAGAUCUAUCAACAACAUUAAGCUCCAUAACGCAGUCCACAUAUAUGGUUUUUGUUUGUUUUUGGUUUCGGGAUCCAUGUUUGAUUGAUAGGUUGUUCAAAGAAAAGACUGCAGGCUUA